Saccoglossus kowalevskii is the source of this 1866-nucleotide messenger RNA. Its product is annotated as tubulin alpha chain. The record is from RefSeq and is a predicted model, not a curated record. Gene Ontology annotation, molecular function: structural constituent of cytoskeleton; GTP binding. Gene Ontology annotation, biological process: microtubule-based process. Gene Ontology annotation, cellular component: microtubule. NCBI's taxonomy places the organism in Eukaryota, Metazoa, Hemichordata, Enteropneusta, Harrimaniidae.
GCCGACUCCGCAACGUCACCCCGUGAGGCACUACAAUCCGUAUUCGACGGUAUAUUUAUACUUUGAACGUUACGUCAAGUACAAAGGAAUCCAACAUGCGUGAAUGUAUAUCAAUCCAUGUAGGACAGGCCGGUGUGCAAAUGGGAAAUGCAUGUUGGGAGCUGUACUGUCUAGAACAUGGUAUUUCUCCUGAUGGUCAGAUGCCAAGUGAUAAGACCAUUGGAGGCGGUGAUGAUUCCUUCAAUACUUUCUUCAGUGAGACUGGAGCUGGCAAACAUGUACCACGUGCUGUGUUUGUUGAUCUGGAACCAACGGUCAUAGAUGAAGUACGGAUGGGGACCUACCGUGAAUUAUUCCACCCAGAACAACUGAUCACUGGUAAAGAAGAUGCCGCCAACAACUACGCACGUGGCCACUACACCAUUGGGAAAGAAAUCAUUGACCUGGUAUUGGACAGAGUUCGUAAAUUAUCUGACCAGUGUACCGGUCUGCAAGGAUUUCUCAUCUUCCACAGUUUUGGUGGUGGCACUGGUUCUGGUUUUACUUCGUUGUUGAUGGAGCGUCUGUCUGUCGACUAUGGUAAGAAGUCCAAGCUGGAGUUUGCCAUCUACCCGGCCCCACAGAUCGCCACCGCUGUCGUCGAACCAUACAAUUCCAUUCUGACAACCCACACUACCUUAGAGCACUCCGACUGUGCAUUUAUGGUCGACAACGAGGCCAUCUACGACAUUUGCUGUAGAAAACUAGACAUCGAACGUCCAACCUAUACCAAUCUAAAUCGAUUGAUUGGUCAAAUCGUCUCCUCCAUCACCGCGUCUCUGCGAUUUGAUGGUGCCCUCAACGUCGACUUGACUGAGUUUCAGACCAAUCUGGUACCAUAUCCACGUAUCCAUUUCCCGUUGGCUACCUAUGCCCCAGUCAUUUCUGCGGAGAAAGCCUACCACGAGCAGAUGACUGUCUCUGACAUCACCAACGCCUGCUUCGAACCAGCCAAUCAGAUGGUGAAAUGCGAUCCACGUCAUGGUAAAUACAUGGCCUGCUGUCUGCUCUUCAGGGGGGACGUUGUUCCAAAAGAAGUCAACGUGGCUAUAGCUUCUAUAAAAACCAAACGGAGCAUCCAGUUCGUCGACUGGUGUCCCACUGGUUUCAAAGUCGGCAUAAAUUACCAAGCGCCUACUGUUGUACCAGGUGGCGACUUGGCUAAAGUACAACGUGCCGUCUGCAUGCUGAGCAACACCACAUCUAUCGCAGAAGCCUGGGCUCGUCUCGACCACAAAUUCGAUUUGAUGUACGCCAAGCGUGCCUUCGUUCACUGGUAUGUCGGUGAAGGUAUGGAGGAAGGUGAAUUCGCUGAAGCUCGUGAAGAUCUGGCAGCUUUGGAAAAAGAUUAUGAAGAAGUUGGGCAUGAUUCCAUUGAUGAUGACGCCGAAGACGAGGGAGAGGAGUAUUGAGGCGAUGACCGUGAUAGCGUUUGAGGAAUUUUAAAGCUCUUAUAUUUCAUCAAAAGUGCAGUAGCACCCAUAAAAUAUUAAAUUAACAAUAAAAAAUGAUCAUUAUAAUCGAUUACAUUGAACUAACAAAUAUAUAUGUGUAUAUGUAUGUGUACGUGUGUUCAAGUUGCUAUAGAAAAGACAUGUAUUACCCUUUGACCGCCAUAUUUGUUCCCGUCAAAAUUGAGUAAAACAAGACGCAAUUUUCAAAUAAAUUGAGUGCUAAUAUUAACCAUUUUUUGGUGAAAUGCGACAAACGUUUGUGAGAGGUAAAAUUAAGAACAGUCUGUGUUUGGCGAGGUUGUGAGGUGAUAGUAGACCACAGCAGUUCAUUAUGUGGGAGAUGUGUUUACUGUAACUUUGAACUAAAUACAAA